Messenger RNA from Lymnaea stagnalis (great pond snail), 11740 nucleotides. The record is from the annotation of a GenBank genome assembly. NCBI's taxonomy places the organism in Eukaryota, Metazoa, Mollusca, Gastropoda, Lymnaeidae.
AGAGACGGUGAAAAUUCUCGCGAACUUUAAGACCCUUCAGACAUGCGCAAUGGACGAUCACAAAUGUUUAUAAAAUUCAUUUAAGAUUUAGUUAUUCACAAACUUCAAAUUUUUAAAAAAAGAAAUGAAAGUUGACGCCGGGGCAUUUUGGCAGCGUUGAUUAAGAAGACGAAGACAGUCAAUGUAAUGCAAUAAGUUGCAGAACGUGUCGCUACUUUAGAUAUUUCACAUAAUGGUCGCACUGCCGGCAACAAUCAACAUGAAGAUUAAAAAUAAAAUUGUUAUUGCUGAUGAAGUUAAGAAUGGAAUUGUUAUCGGCGAUGAAAUUAACGAUGGAACUGCUAUCGGCGAUCAAAGUAAAGAUUUGUUCAAAGUUCGUUUAGAUUUAGGAGCGUCAAAUGGAACUGAGGGAGAUGUUUUUAGUUUCUCAGGAAAUCGGACCUCAAGUCUGAGCAAUAUCAGCGAGGAAGGUUUCACUGAAAGCAAGCCAGAAAACUCAAUGGCCAAUGCUACCACAAAUAUAAGCAGUCUUGUGGAGGGGCGCACGGCUGAUUCACAGAUGGACACAUUGUCUGCCACAAAUUUGGGUUACCAGGAAGAACAGUGUAACAUACAAAUAACACAGAACAACUCCAAGUAUGGGAACUCAUUGAAAGACAACGCGUCUGAUAAACGCAGCAUUUCGGGUAGAAAGCAACACGUGACCCCAAACCUUGACCACCGCGGACGUGUCACGAGUCGAGGUAAAGCCGUGAGCUCCUGCGAGUCUCUGGUAUCACGUGUGUUCUCGUGGAGGUCCAUGAUGCUGCUACUGCUUCACCUGUCGUGCAUGAUAAACACCAUGCCCAGGAACACAGCCCCCAUGGCCAUAGUGUGUAUGGUCAGACCCCGAUCUGGUGAGAGGUCGGGAGGAGGGUCAACGAACGCCACGAGGAGCGGAGCAACUGAGGGUGUCCUUGGCUCGCAACUGGAAGUGGACAGUGGUGAUGUUUUGAUGAAUACCACGAUUGAGAAGGUGAGUUGGGACACAUAAUAUUGAUUUAGUUCAAAACCUGGGAAAUUUGUGUUAUUACAGUUUAGCCUGGUAUGGCGUAAGGUUGGGCUAUUUUUCACGUUAAUCAUAAUUUAUAGGUGUUUUUAGCCAACACACUUGUCUUCCGCUGUAGUAUGGCCUUGCUAUUGACGUCACGGAGUACAUGGGCCUUGUCAUCCCUUACCCACCCAUUCCGUCUUUGGGAAAAUGUUGUUUACGUUACAAUGUGUUCCGUUUGUUCCCAGGAAUUCCAUUAGGUGAAGCUAUUUCUAGAAUAUCUUUAUUAGAACGCUCGGACUUACUUCCUAUAUGAAGUCCGCCAGGUUUCUUAACAGGUGGACAGAGCGACAGACAGAUAGAAAGAGCGAAGGAGAGAAUUUUGCUCUUCGAACCAUUAUGUAAUUGUGUGCGUGUAAAUUAACAUGUAUUUUGAGGAGUGCACCGUCUUUACUUGCUGUUAAGUUGAUACAUGUUUUUUUUUUGCUUCUAUACUCAAAUUUGUUUGUGUAUAGAAAUUUAUUUGUAUAGCUGUAUUGAAUAUCAUUAGUAUCACUAGCGUUGGUAUAGUCUUCCCUGCAUGCUGUUUUCUCAGUCCUGUGUUACACAUUGCUUCUUCUAACAGCCAAUCAUCAACACAUACUACAUUUUCUAAACCUUAACGCUACGUAACAGCGGUGUGUAGCUCAUAGCGAUGGCUUUGGCGGUUACAUAUGGCCACCUGAGCUAGACGAUUGAAAUAAUGUUGUUCGUCCGUCGAGGAUCGACGAUGACCAUCAAGUCGUCCGGUGACUGAUGACUUGCGCUAGUGACUUUAGUUUAACGUGAGGAAGAACGAUUGAAAUAUAAACUGAAGGUAAUUACACGACUCUGUCGUGUCAGGAGUCUGCUGCCAUUAUUCACUGCUGCCAUUAUUCACUGCUGCCAAUUAUUCACUGCUGCCAAUUAUUCACUGCUGCCAAUUAUUCACUGCUGCCAAUUAUUCACUGCUGCCAAUUAUUCACUGCUGCCAAUUAUUCACUGCUGCCAAUUAUUCACUGCUGCCAAUUAUUCANACAAUUCUUAUGACUUUAAAUCACACAAUUUCAGUCAUCUCAUUCGAUUCACUUGAGUCAAAAUAGAGAUUAUUACAAUUCUGACAAUAUGAAAGUUGAAGAGUAAAUUUUAAAAAAAUAUAUAUUUGCUGAAUAUGUAACAGAUUGAUGAUUUCGAGUUUGACUGGGACUCCAACACCGUGGGGCUUGUCCUGUCCGCCAUCUCGUUCACGUCGUGGGUCGGCCCGCUGUUCACAGACACACUCCGCGGCUACCUCGGCAACAAGUGGACGCUCACUCUGCUGACCCUCGGCUCUGCGGCGACGACCCUGCUAUCUCCCCUGGCUGCCCGCAUAGGACCGGGCGUCCUGGUCGGGCUCAGGGUCGUAACAGGAGUGGUCUCGGUGAGUACUUUAAGGGGAACCCAGCUACGUUAGUCCCCCGCGCCCCAAACCCCCCCCCAGCCCCAUGUCGUUCAUUGUUGUUGCUGGUCUGUGGUCGACUCUUUGGGGCAAUGGCCAACAUGGGGCUAGCAUUCUGUGGGGCAUCUACUUUGCUUGAAACUAUGAUGGGUGCCUAGUUUAGGUUUAACCAUAUGUGUAGUGGCUCUAUCUACCGCGUACAAAGUAUGAAGAUAUGCUCAGGAAAACUCUUCCAUCUUAAAUAAAGUUCUUGCUCCUUCACGCCAUUUUCCCAUGUUCUCCAAUUCCCACCAUCACUCCAAUUCCCUCUUAUUUCAACACUCCAUUAUUACAACCUAUAUCAACACUUCGAUUCCAAACUAUAUCACACUCAAAUUUCCACCUAUAUAAACACUCCAGCUGCCACCCUUAUCACCACCACCAUUACAACCUAUAUCAACACUUCGAUUCAUAACUAUAUCACACUCAAAUUCUCACCUAUGUAAACACUCCAGCUGCCACCCCUGCCACCAACCACAAUUACAACCUAUAUCAACGCCCCGAUUCCCAACGAUAUCAACACUCCAAUUACCACCUACAUCAACGCCCCUAUUCCCAUCAAUAUCAACAUUCCAAUUCCUACCCAUACCAACACUCAAACUGCCAGCGAUAUCAACACUUCAACAGCCACCUGUAUCAACCCCAAUAAAUGUUGUAUGUGUAUGCACGAAGUUCCUAAUUUGAUUUGUUUUCCAAGGGAGGGAACACGCCCAUUGUUGCUGACACCAUUGUCUGGUGGACUCCAGUGUCCGAGAAGCUGACCGCUACAACAUUGACAUUUUGUGGUAAAUAUUUUUUUUUUUAAUUUCCUUAUGGAGCUAAGUCAGUAAAGCCCAUAUCAGAGGUUCCCCAGAAUUUGUCAAAUAGCGUGGUCCUAGAUGCAUCCAGGUUGACAAAGGCGCUGUAUGUCAAAUUCUAACAAGAGCACUGCGAAAUAGCGAAUUUUUAAAGAAAUUUUAUUGAUUAACAAUGCGCCCUUGUGAGGAAAUCGAAGUCCCCAACGGCACAAAUUUUGUGAUCCUCUGGUCAAUAUAAAUUUUCACAUCAUUUUAUUUAGAACCCCUUGCUUCAUUUAAAAUCAUUAAAAAAAUAUAUAAAAAAUCAAUGACCUUUUCGGUUGUACACAAAAAUUCCACCCAUAAUACUAAUCAUGGUAGUUAUUCUCAUUUUAUUUAAAACCUGUCAUGAGUUUUUAUAGCAUUUAUCAUUUAACGGAACAAAUAUUGCUCAUCAACGUUUUCGCCUAAACCCCAUCCCACUAAAUUUCAAUCGCACUCAAACAGAUAUAUGUUUAAAAAAAUAAAGUUGUUUUCUGGGGGUAAACAAUAAGAUGAUAGUUGAAUGGUAAACGUUUAUUUUAGUCGAGUGCUGGCUGAUAACACUGACCCUUUGGAGGAGAAAAAAAUCUCCAUUUAAAAUUUAUAUAACAAAAGCUGAAGAAAAAAAAAUAAAAAAUAAAAAAUCACUCUAAAUUGUUAGUUUAAAUUUAUUUUUCUGGGUGGAUUCGGUUAAAUUUGGUUUAUUUGUAGACGACUCCGGUUAUAAAUGUACAACGAUGAAAGUCCAAUGCAAACUCUUAACAUGUAGGAAAUAAAUAGCACAAGUAGGCGAAACCCUGGAGAAAAAAAAACGACAUCGAAUCAUCGGAAGUACAGACAGAAUGCCUCCUUCAGCGAACUGAAACAUGUAAAUAAUAAUAUUAAUUAAAAUCAGUGAACUGGUUAUGUAAAGAGUUCGAGAGAAAUCUGUUUAACUAAUCAAGUUUUUUUUCUCCCCAGGGUAUAACAUGGCCGGCAUCGUCACCUUCUUCAUCGCUGGCUUUUUGUGUUCUGUUCCCAUUGACAACGGCUGGCCAUUUGUCUUCUACGUCUUUGGUAAAACUGUCCUCCUUAUAGCUUGUUUGCGGGUUACUGGAUCUAGAGUAGAGCAGCGUUUCCCAAAGCCUGGGGUCACAAUCUGCUUCCGGGCCACGACAAGCAAAGUUACUGGGUCGCCCGAAGAAGAAGCAAAAGUGAUUUCAGGGUCACGACAAAAGGCUUUGGGAAACGCUGGAGGAGCGUCGAUUUCCGGAAUUGAAUGGGACCCGGAUUUGAUUUGGGUUAGAAAGUUAUUUGAAUAUCGAAAACUCCACAGAAAUGUUUUUUUAAAGAAGUUAAUGAUAAAUACAACCAAAAAAUAUUUUUGCCUACUAGUUUUUAUUCCUCGAAAGAUGUUUAGUUGAGCAAUGCAUUAACAACAGCGCUCGGUGCAUUUAGGGUCCGCUGAUUGAUAAAAAAGGUGUUUCUUUGCUGCAAAAAUAGGUUGUUUCCGAAAAUAGAUGGAUAUUUACUUAGCGAAACUGCAAAGGAUUGUGAAAAAUGAGUUGGAAUUAUUUUCCAGUAGGGGUGCCUAUCCUCCCCCUUCCCAAAAAGUUGUGGAAGCCAACCUCCCUUGCGACCCUAGACAUUAGACUGGGUAAAAUUAUGUACCGUGGUUCAUUUUAGUCAAGGUAGUGGUGUUGAAUUCGGGAGUUCACUAUUCAUUUUAGUAAUACAGAAAUUUACAAUCACAAAAAAAAAAAAAAAUUGUUAAGACAUUGAUGAAUAUUCAGUAAUAAUAUGUGGUUAACAAACCAUUACAAUUUCAAUAAAAACCUCAACAAUUCAGUUCUUCCCAAUAUCAAAUAAAUUAAAUUACAAAAAAGUGAGAUUUAAAAAAAAAAAAAAAAAAAGUUUAGUUCUUUGGUUUCAAUUCUUAAAGUUCAUUUCCGGUGUGGUAAAAACCACAACAAUUCAGUUCUUCCCAAAAUAAAAAAAAAAAAAAUAAAAAAAAGUGAUAUUUAAAAAAAAAAAAAAAAAAAAAGUUUAGUUCUUUGGUUUCAAUUCUUAAAGUUCAUUUCCGGUGUGGCUGCGCAAUCGUAAAAGUAUCGUUUCACACUAGAGGAUUGCGUUGAAUCUCCUCCCCGCUUUUUAGGGUCUAAAAAUUUCCCCAACCCAAUUACAAAAGUAUAACAGAAAUUUUAAAUCAUUUUCUUUUUUUUUUUACUAUUAUUAUUAUUAAAUGAAUUUUGUUACCCGGAGAAAAUCAAAAGGAAAUGGCUUUUUUUUGGUUUUGUUUGGGAAGGGGAUGUAUAUCGUUUUAUAAACUCAGAUUAGAAGCAACUGCUUUCUUCCCUCCUAGCUUUCUUCCCUCCUAUGUGGACGCCCUUAUUUGCCGGUUUUGAAAACAAAUACUUCCUGCCAUGCGCAUUGCGGACGAUGAAGUAGGGGUGUUCGGAUAAUCGACGUUUCCGAUCAUCGACGUUCGGAAAAUCGAAACUCCACUGUGUACAUAUUUUCCCAAAAAGUUUCAGAAUGUUAACUUCAAUGAUAUGUUGACCUAUUGUAAUUCUUUUCUUUUUUUUUUUACGUUCUUAUAUCAUUCAUUCCAUUUUUUUCUUUAAACAAAGAUUCCCUAAGUGCUGUUUAGAAAAAGGCAAAACAAACAAAAAAAUCUAUUUGUUGUUCUUCAUACUUCUAAGUUAAGUCUCUUGGAUAAAACGAAUCAAAGAAUCGAGUGAAGCAAAGUUAUUGACAAAUACAAAACUAAACGCAAUUAAAAGAGAUAUAAGAGCAAGCAAGGUAUGCCAAACUUGAAUUCAUUUUUAUUAAAUGCAUUUAGAAGCAUCGACGGGGUAGAGUUUACCGUUGAACAGAUCUCUGCAUAGAUUUGGAAGAAAGAAAAAACAACAACAAUUAUUUAGAUUUAAAUCCCAGAAAUGCGCCCCUGCUGACAUAAAAAGAAACUUGUAUACUUUACUCUCACGUUUCGCCACGCCAGGGGCCAUAACUCUACUGUGGACACUUGCAUGGCACAUAAUGACGACUCAAAAGCCCGAAGACCAUCCGUGGAUUUCCGACGAGGAGAAGUCUUUCAUCAUCGCCACACGUAGUCUUAGCCUCGGGACGGAAAAGGUGGGUGAGAAUAUAAUAUGUCAUUAAGCCUUUGUGUCCUUUUGGAAGUGGUUCACAUCACGGCCAUGACAUACAUAUCCAUACACACACUCGACCCUCAAAACUUUUUUUUUUUAAAUGCUAAUUUGCAUUUGGGAUAAUGACUGUGUGGAGAACUUUUACUUUAACAAAUGGAUUGAUUGCGUUCUCUAUCUUUUUUCUAAAAAAAAAACAACAAAAAAACAAACAAACCAUGUCCACUAACAACGUAUCCAGGUAAGGGUAUCAAAAUGAAAUCGUAUCCGGAAAUUUGAUCGAAAGAAAUUUCAUCGACGGUAAAUUGACCGACAGUAAUUUGAUCGAACGGAAAUUUGGUCGAAUCUUCUUUUUUUUGUCUCAGUUUUUACGUUAAAAUUUUGUUGCAAAUUUCAUUUUAAACGCAUUAUUUUGUUUUACUAUAUGGUAUGGUGCGUUCAAAAAGAAUUGUGACGAACAUUUUAACGCGUGAAAUGAAAAAAAGAUUCGACCAAAUUUCCGUUCGAUCAAAUUUUCGUCGAUCAAUUUACCGUCGACGAGAUUCCUUUUGAUCACAUUUCCGGUAACCAAAUGAAAUUCACCCUUUAGCAUUUUUAAACUAUCCAAUUAUCCAUUUUUAAAUUUUUGUAACGAACGUAAUUUCCAUCCAUUUAUCCCUUUUUUGAUUGAUUUCUUUUUUUUUUAUUCAUGUCCUUUCCACUCAUAUAUCCACAAUACCAUAUCCUUAGCGCGUUCAGAUAUUGUCGUAUUUCUACACCCAUGUGAAUCUCUCAGACAGGAAGCCGAGACAAGCCGCCGUACCGAGACAUUAUGACGUCAGUUCCGGUGAUCGUGCUCUUCUUCGUCACGAGCGUGCACAUGUGGAGCUUGACGAUCAUCUACACUUACAUCCCCGUGUACUUCUCGAGGCUGCUGGGCUUUACGUAUGAGGAGGUAGCUAACACUGGUCUUUGGCGUUCAUGGUGUUUCAAUAAAAAAAAAAAAUGUUUUCGUAUAAUAAAAUAAAUCUCUUAUAAAUAUGUUAUUGCUUCUGGUGUGUCCUGCUUCCUCUUCGAAACCACCUCCCCUCAACUCCACAUGUUUCAUAUUAAUAAUACGGAAUGGAAUAAAAAAAAGGCUGUCGCCCAGCCAGCUUCAUGCGUGACCUCUGAACUCUGUUAAAUAGGUUGCUAUUUUUUCUAUAGAAAAGAUUUUUUUUUUUUUUUUAAAUGUCACUGAUUUUUUCACAAAUUUGUUCUGGGGCUGCACACACCCCUCAGAACUGGUUUCAUUGGACCAUCCUUUUCACUUCAGGUGUCUGUGUGCCAUGCUAGUCUUUUCCGUAGCCUAGUACAGGAAGGUAUUGCCAUUUUCGUUAUAUUGCCACUGUUGUUUCUUUACAGUCUUUAUUAUAAAAUGAUCGACAUUAUCUUCUCUGUCGAUUUGUUUUUGUACAAAAGUCAUCUCUAUUUCGGGAUCCGGCAACUGCCUGUUCCUAUUAGUAGGUUAUUUCUUCACAAAAAAAAAAAAACUUUUGAAGAAAAUGCCCUCUCACUACGAUAUUGGAGCGGUAGAUUUUGUUGCAUAUUAUUGAAAAUGAGAAAUUAACUCUUUUAUUAUUAUUAUUAUUAUUAUUAUUAUUAUUAUUAUUAUUAUUUAUUAUUUUUUUGAACUCUUCUUUUAUCAACAUACCCGGACUUUGUGUAAAAAAAUUCACCCGGUUGAGCCCCAGUGUAUGUAUAUUCUAUGAUAUAUCUACAUCAGUUACACAGUUGGCCUAGCAAAUUGAUUGCACCAAGUCAUUCCCUGUGUUAAAUCUAAAGAAAAUGUAGAUCUAAAUGUCUUUUAUCCAAAUGUCUCUUGUUUUGUAGAGAACAUGUCGUAUUUCUCGGUAUAAUAAAUUUGUCCUUGUACAAAAUCCCGCUAGACAGGUGUACUGGUUUCUUGUGUGGCUUUCUGUCGUCUUUUCGGAGCCAUUCUCUGGACAAUCAUCGGGAACAAGCUGAUGUCCAGACCUGGGAUGACCGCUAACAAAAGCAGAAAGAUCAUUUUUACAGCAGGUAUAAAGUAAAUUGUGUUUAAACACGGUGCGGUGGAUUAGUGGAGACGUUCACCGAAGCGCCAAGUCAUUAUUCAGGGGCGUCAGAAAGUUACUUGGGGCGUCAAAACACUAUCUGAGGGGGUGUUGGGACUUUUCCAGAGGGAGCUCAAACAUUACCAAAGCGUUAGAAUGUAAUAUGUAGCGUUGGAAUGUUUCUUUGCGACGCUAGGAAGUUUCAAACCAAUAUUUGUUAAAGAUUUUGUGUCCGCCAUUGAAUUCUUAAAAUUGUCCAGCAUACAUAAAUGUUCGAUAGAGUCCUACAGGUGUCCUUAAACAUAAUUUAGACGUUUCAUUUGUGUGGGCUCAAAUGGAAACUAAGUGUAUUGUAAACACUUGAACGGCUCAUAUUUUCCUCAAUAUUUAAAAAGGGUGGAAGUCUUUUUUAGCUUGCUGAAACAAUACAAAACAUUAUGUUGCGACGUUAGCACUUGACUAUUUCCUUAUAUUUAUCUGAAUAUCUGUGGAUCUCACCAGGUUCCGUCAUAGCGGGUGUGUUUCUCGUGGCCGUCACCUUCGUAGCCUCUGACCUCAGGUCGCUGGCUGCGACCCUCAUGUGCGUCGCGAUGGUCUCUCAAUCUGUGUCAGCCGUCGUGAUGCCUGCUUUAGCGCUAGACAUGGCGCCAAGGUAAUGUUAACAAUCAGGUCUUGAUGCGAUUCACGUUAUGAGACGUUGCAAGUUGCAACUUCCUAUUGCCAUACAAAUUUACAUUUGAAGAUUGCAAGAAUGCACCUUUCGGAACCUUCUUUCGAUUCGAAAAUAUUAGCUGGAUUGAUAUACUUAUUGAUGUGUGCUUAGCUAACAUAACAUAUUUUGUGGACUGAUGUACUUAUUAAUGUGCAUGGCUUUUGUAAAAUAUUAGCUGGAUUGAUGUACUUAUUAGUGCGCAUGGCUAUCAUAAUCUGAACUCAAAUAUUUGAUCUUCUGAAUUUAAUCAUCAUUUAGAUAGGACCGCCUGUGAUGUCUUCACUGCAUUUCUUUCAGGUAUGCAGGAUUUAUCUCUGGCAUGUCAAUGUCCAUAGCGUCGGUUGUGGCCAUCCCUGGCCCCCUGAUCGUUGCUGCAUUGACACCGACGGUAUGUAAUCAACGUGUUUGCAGACAUUUUGUUUUGUGCGUGGAUCUAAUCUUUUAACCACUUUAAAAUGUUUUGAUUUAUAAAUCCUUUUACUUUUACUUCGUCCUUGUGUGUUGAGGGCAAACAUCUUCGGACCCGAUUCCCGUCAACCUAUCAAGCUGAAAAUUGCCACAUAGACUCGUCGACAAUGACGACACAUUUUUUUUAAAUUUUGAACCCCACGUCACCAACCCCUAACCCACCGAAAAAUCGUUUUUUUUUUCCAUUUUUUUUAUAGGGGAGAUGAAAAAAAAAAUAAUGCCACCAAUUCCACGAAAUAAAAUUCCCGAUAACGGUGCAAAAUGAGAUUCUUAAAAUAAAUAUCGUAUACCGUAAUAUUUUCUUUUGUUAUUGUGAAGUAGUUGGUGAAAUGAAUCUACGGUGUAAAAGUGGGUGUGGCGUCAAUGUAAAAAUAAAACAAAUGGGGCGAUGAAUUGUUAACGCUAUAGCUCUACUUUGAAGUAAAAUCAUUUUUUUUUAAUCACAUUGAAUCACAUUUAUUUUUUAUUUGUUGAAUCACAUUGAAUCACAUUUAUCUUUUUUAAAAAUCACAUUGAAUCACAUUUAUUUUUUUUUUAAAUCACAUUGAAUCACAUUUAUUUUUUAUUUGUUGAAUCACAUUGAAUCACAUUUAUCUUUUUUAAAAAUCACAUUGAAUCACAUUUUUUUUUUUAAUCACAUUGAAUCACAUUUAUUUUUAUUUUUUUAAUUACAUUUAUUUUUUUUUUUUUUUUUGUUUUUUUUUUUUAUUGUAUUCUUUUUUUUUUUUAUUUUUGUCUUUUUUUUUUUUUUAAAUAUCAUUGAAUCUCUUUUAUUUUUUUUUUGUUGAAUCACUUUUAAUUACUUUUAUUUUUUUUAAAAAUCAUUUUUAUUCAUUUUUUUUUUUUUUAAUCACAUUGAAUCACAUUUAUUUUCAUUUUUUAAAUCACAUUUAUUUUUUUUUUUUUUAUUUGAUUUUUGUUUUAAAUGCAUUCUAUACUUGAUAUAUUUAUGUCUUCUACAUCAGAAUUCGCAGAGCGAGUGGACCACGGUUUGGCUCAUCGUGUCGGCAGCGACCCUUGUCGGGGCUGUCAUAUUUCUCGUGUUCGGCCAGGCUUCCCUCCUGCCUUGGGCGGAUAACACGAGCAUCCCGACACCUCACGUGAUGGGCCCGUUCAUCCAGUUGGGUCGACGCAUGACCCUGUUUAUGGAAGCACCGCCCCUGAGACUGGUCGACACUGGCUGUGACCACACGUUUGCCCCUGCCAUUAUCCCGCACUUGUCCAGUUUCCGGUCACCGGAUGUUUUUCUGGGUCCGACUAAGCGGGCACGUUCAGAUAUGGAGCUGGCCUCCGAAAGUAAUGGAGAUUUACAUGUACAAAGAGAAGAUAAUCCCGAAUUUCAGUCUGAUGGUUCUUUCAUUAAUAAUGGAUUACCUCCCUCUAUAACCAAUAUUUCUGUAAAAUGUUCAGAUCGUGAAUUGAAUGAUGUCGACAUUGAUGAUAAAAAUUCGUCACAGUUUGAGAACCUUCCCGACUCAAUAAACGGGAUCCACAUAAACGAUAAUCAUUUAAAGGUAGCGGAGGAAACAUACGAUACACGCUUGUAAUUUAUUUUUUUUUUAAACAUUUUUUUAGAUACGAAGCACUUUUCAAAAAAAUACAUUUUCUAUUGGAAUUGAACAAAAGAUACAUAAUAGCAUUCGAUUAGAUUUGUUCACAUGCUAUAUCACAGCAUUCAAUGACAUACGAUUCAGAGCAUACAAGAUCUUCAUAUGAAAGCAUCGAAUGACAUACGAUUCAAAUGCAUACAAGAGGCUCACGAGAAAGCAUCGAAUGAAGUAAGAUUCAAUGCCUCAUUCAGGAUCCUCAUUACCCAACCCCCCCCCCCCAAAAAAAAAAAAAACAAAAAAAAAAAAACAAAAAAAAAAACAACAACAUGAUCUUGUAACACCAGUUAAGUUUCGCUUGGACCUGACCAAAGAUCUAUUCAUUGUUCUGGUUUAGUAAAGAUAACACAGGAAUGGGAUGCUGAGCAUUGAGAGCGCCGUAGCGGCACGUGUACUUGAUGAGAGAGACCUGGUCAUGUACGAGACGC